Nicrophorus vespilloides is the source of this 4636-nucleotide messenger RNA. Its product is annotated as mutS protein homolog 4-like. Gene Ontology annotation, cellular component: nucleus. Bases 1 to 4230 code for a protein of 1409 amino acids. The record is from RefSeq and is a predicted model, not a curated record. The transcript is spliced from 12 exons. Gene Ontology annotation, biological process: reciprocal meiotic recombination; mismatch repair. NCBI's taxonomy places the organism in Eukaryota, Metazoa, Arthropoda, Insecta, Coleoptera, Silphidae. Gene Ontology annotation, molecular function: ATP-dependent DNA damage sensor activity; ATP binding; mismatched DNA binding.
AUGAACGUCAACGACGGAUUUUUUCGAAAUUGGAUGGUGAAAUCGAAGAAAAAUCAAAGAGGAAAAACCCUGAACCUAUUGACCGUGCAAGAAGGACUAUCCUCCGAACAGAAGAGGACUAAACGCCAUGGCAACGUUUUCGAUUCAACUUCCAGCGCCAGCUCUGAUCUGGCGUGGAAGAACAACAACAAUAACACGAAGACAAGUUUGAAUGGAUCUGCUUCGACAAGAUCGAAUUACUCAUCUGCUGAUGGAAAGAUCACUUUUGAUGUUUUAGCAAUUACCGAGGGACGCGGGGAGGCCUCGUGCGAAGUGGGAAUAGCCUGCUUGAACAUCGCCGAAUCAUCAUUGGUGCUAUCGCAAAUUUCGGAUACAUCCAGUUACGUAAACGUUUUGACGAAGAUCAACAUUAUGGGACCGAACGAGAUUGUUAUACCAUUGACUAUGGUGCAGAGUCGAUUGACUGCGAAGUUGAAGCAGCAGUUCCAAGGUUUAAAGAUCACGGCUAUCACAAGGCAAUGCUUUAACAAAGCGAACGGUAUUGAAUACGUGAAGAAAGUUUGCGCGCCCGCUUGGAACUCCAUCUUCCUGAUUCUGCAGCACAAAUAUUACGCGCUGGCAGCGACGAGCGCCUUGUUCGCGUACAUCGAAAGCAAACUGUACAAGUACUUUGCAAGCGAAUCGAUGAAGGUCGAGUAUCAAGAGUCCGAGGGUUACGCGAUCAUCGACGUCUUCACAGCCGAUAAAUUGGAACUGGUGGCUUGCGCCUUGCCAUCCUCCGACUCGAAAUACUCCAGUCUCCGGGGAAUACUGAACCAUUGCGUUACGAAGAUCGGCUCUAGAAUUCUUCGCGCUACGUUGCUGCAACCACCGUGCUCACUGCAGGACAUCGAGGAGCGACUGGAUUGCGUCGAAGAGCUGAUCCGUAAUCCAGACAAGAUCUAUGCAAUACAAGAACAUUUGAAAAAGUUGACCAACGUGGAUCAACUUCUGACGCUCGGAACUAUUCUUCCGGAUCAGGCGAACAACUGCUCAGGUCGUCAGCUGAAUUACAUAAUGUUGUUGAAUUCGCUGCUGAGAUUGCUCGAACCACUGCUGGAGGUACUCGAAAACUUGCCGCAGCAAUUCUUCGUCGAAGUUAGGGAGUGUUUGGGAUGCGAGGAAUUGGCUAAAUUGAAAACAAUGGUCUCAGAACUGAUUCAUUGCGAGGCGUCGCCUAGGUCCGGUGAACGCGGCACCAUGGAGAGGUGCUUCGCCGUCAAAGCCGGCGUCAACGAGUUCUUGGACAUCCUGCGGGAAAAUUAUACGAAACGCCUGAACAGCAUGAACGAGUACGUUCAAGAGUUGGCGCGCGAGCACAAUCUCAACUUGAAGUUGGUGGAAAACACCAAGAAGGGUUAUCACAUCGUUCUGCCGCUCGACAAGCGCGAGAUGAGAGCUUCCAAAAUGCCAAUUCUGCCCAAGGAAUUUAUCCAGGUGCAAAGGUUGAACACGCAAAUGACGAUGAAGACGAUGCAGAUUCUGAUGCACACGGCCCGUCUGGACGACGUCACCGUUGAAAUCUUGAAAUUGAGCAACGUGAUCAUUUACUAUCUGCUGCUCGAGACGCAAAAGAAUCUGCCGAUCUUCUACAAAGUGUGCGAGCUGGUGGCAAAACUGGAUCUGAUUCAAUCGCUGGCGAAGGCGAGCUGCGAUUUGAAGUACGUGAGGCCGAAGUUUCUCGAUUUCCUUGAGAUUCACGAUGGAAGACAUCCACUUCUCGAUUACCUCUCCGACAUCGAACCGGUGCCAAACUAUACGUUCGCAUCUCCUUACCACAACAUGCACAUAGUCACCGGCCCGAAUGGUUCGGGAAAGUCGAUUUUCAUCAGGCAAAUAGUGCUGCUGCAGGUGAUGGCUCAGAUCGGUUGUUUCGUGCCCGCUUCCUCUGCGACGUUCCGCAUUGCCGACAGGAUUUUCGCCAGGAUUUACUUGGAGGAUAACAUGGACUGCGGUGCAUCUGCAUUCACCCUGGAAAUGAAGGAGAUCAAAUACUUCCUCACUGCGAUGACCAAAAGUUCGUUGAUAGUCGUCGACGAACUGUGCCGUUCCACGUCGAUCAAGGAUGGAACAGCACUGGCCGCUGCCAUCUGCGAGAAAUUCAUCACGCAACCGGCUUUCAUCUUCUUCACCACUCAUUACACGGACAUCACCAGAUUGUCGCAACUAUACUACGGCGUGCAAUGUUGGCAGAUGGAGGCCACCGUUGUGGAAGGUCCCAACAGGAGACAUCUAAAGUGCACUCACCGAGUCCUCCCUGGAGUUACUUGCCUCAAGGAAUACGCCAUUUACUUGGCCAAAUGCAGCUGGCACGAAGACACCAUCGAAGACGUCGAACUUAUCCUCGAGCAACUGCAAAAACCAAAAGAUCUGCAGAUGCGGUACGCCAUAGAACCACCGGCUCGCCUCAAAUACGAUCUGGAAUCGGAACUGAAAAUCAUGAAGAGCAAAUCAGAAUUGACCGUUUCCGCGCUCCACGAUAAGCUAACCGCCUACCAGAUUGAUCUAGAGAAGUUCGGAAUCACGAUGCGAUUGGAUGAAAUACGUGCACCUGGAGGGAAUGAAAUGAAAGCAGUAGACAACGAUAUGCAGGAUGAUGAUGAUGAUGACGACGAUCACGUAAACGUUGAAGAAUAUGAAAAUGAAAUGGAAAUCAACGAAAAGUACGUGCUCGAAUUCGAGAGUUCAAAGAGUUUCGUUACAGCAGAGGUGGAAGCAGAAUCGCCGCAUCCAGAUAAUAAUAAUGCAUGCGAUUUAAAAAAACCCAAAUCACCGGAUUUAUUAUCGGUGAAUGAGCUUCAGUUUGCCGUGAAUCUGCUGCGAGGAGAGAAUUUCAGGACUUCAACUCCGAUUUCGAGUGUCCGCAAUAUCGAUAAUGGGGAAUCGGAAAAAGUCGACGAUGUGUUGUUGGAGGUCGUGCAGAAUGAACAAAGUCGCGGCUGGGAAAAUAUAGAGGGUCGCUCAUUUGAUUGCACGAAAUUGGUGAACGAUUUCAUCGAGAACCCGAAGCACAUCCUCUCCGAUAUUUCACGGAUCAUCUGCGAACUUUCGAUGGAUUCGCGUCAGUGCACGGAGAUGAACGAGAUUGAAAAAGAUUCUGACCGAAAGGAGGAUAUCGACGACAGCAUUUUCCUUCAAAAUACGGUGCCGAUCGACUGCGAACAAAGUUGGCAGAAGGAGGAAAGACGCAUUUGGUCAUUAAAUAUUAAUGCAGAAUUCGAAGCGAACGACAACGUGAACGAUUCGAUUAAUUUGAAUGACGAAUGGAUUGCGAACAACUCAAAAAAUGGAGGAAAAUGUAAUUCCACAUUGCCAAAAUUGGACGCGUUUUCUGUAGAUUUGGGAAAUGCAGAAUUGAGGAAUAUCGAUGGGGGGAAUGUUAUUUAUGAGUCGCCGUCGUCAUCAUUGAUUGCUGGCGGUGGUAAACGAUUCAAAUUGAAUCUGGAAACCGAUGGUAGCAAUCAAAUGAUGAUGAAACCAUUAUCAAAUAUAUUUGAGGAGCCUGCGGCCUUUGCCGACUUCUCCUAUCAAGACGAGGACGGACGCAUAAGUGUGGAAAAGCACGAAAAAGUUAAACCAGCACGACCGUCAUCGUUGAACGAAGAAUUGUCUACGCGGAAUACGGAUUGCGAGGAUGUAGGUGGAGGAGCGGAAUUUUCCUCCUUCGACGAUUAUCAAAGUAGUUUACGGAAGAAGGCGGUGCACGAGUUGAGCGUGAAGGAGAUCAACAGUUUAUACCGAGCGAAGGAUAUGGAGCUGAAGGAGAGCGGUGACGUGGAGGCAUACGGAAACGAAAUCGCGAACAGACCGAACGCGAAACAGAUUCGAGCGAUCGAGAGUAUCGCGACGGCGUUUCGAACGGCCAACGGUUCCGUCGCCAUUCCGAGCACCUCCAAGAGGAAACCGAAACGCCCGAACAAGUCUCGAUUUCAGACGCCGCUCAAGUUUGGCGCUUCGUUCGACGUGAGCGUCUUCAGCGACAAGAACUCGACGAUCUUCCACGAAUUGAUGCGAUCGGAUAAAAGUGGACGCGGCGACGAUUUCGAUUACAUGAAAUUCAAGGCUACAUUCGAUAAGAACGCGACCACCUCGUCCUGUCCUCAUCGGUCGUCAGAUGGGAAAACCGAUUUCUACAAGAGAAACGAAGACGAGAUGAACAGAAUAAUGCAGAAAUAUUUACAAGAUAAGUGAAACUAUUUUACAUUAUUUAGAGGCGUUAAAGGGGGAUUCGAAAAUCUUUUGAGGGUUGGAAAUCAAGUUGAGUUGUUGCUUUCGUUGUAUUUUUUUCUUUUCUUAGAAAAGUGCAUUCUUUAUUUAUUUAUUAUUGGUUCGAUUCAUCCAGUAGUAUCAUUAUUUUUCCUUUCUCAUUAUUAAAUACAAAUGCUCUAUAGAUGGAAUCUGUAUGUACAAAUAUUUCGCGUGCCCAUCUCGUAAAACACGGAACAUUCAUAUAUUUUUUUAUAUAUAUAUAUAUAAUUGUACAAAAAAUAAUAUUAUUAUAUUGAGGAUGGAGGGCGGGAAGGGGGUUGGGGGUGUGUGUGUGUACGGUGUUGAUGGUGGUAGUAAGUAGUAGUAGUAGUAGUAGUAAAUACAAAUA